This is a messenger RNA of Spirometra erinaceieuropaei, 9553 nucleotides long. NCBI's taxonomy places the organism in Eukaryota, Metazoa, Platyhelminthes, Cestoda, Diphyllobothriidea, Diphyllobothriidae. The record is from the annotation of a GenBank genome assembly.
AUGGCGAUUAAAUUCGGUGAGCGGCCUGUCUGGCGGUCAACAUCCGACACCAUCAACAGCAAGGUGUUCAUUGCAAUUGUCAAGGAUGCUUUCGGCUACAACGGCAUAAGUCGGCGCCGAAUGGAUACUGUAAUUUUGCAGGACAAUGCACCUGUCCACCGCUCUAAAGAGGUACGAAUUUGAUGCCGCUUGCAAACAUAAUCUAACAUUUUAGACAACAACCACGCUCUCCGCAAUUGGCCUCCAAUCCAUUUUCAUCCCUGCCAACAGUCCCGACCUUAAUCCAAUCGAAAAUCUUUUUGGAAUAGUCAAAAGAAAUUGGCACAAAGCUAAGAAGACUCUUUCAAUGCAGGAAAAAUUGGAUUUCAUACUCAAUAAUUACAUUUUACAAUCCACCGUAGAUAACCUUGUCAUUUCUAUGUCGGACAGACUUUCUGCUGUUAUUAAUUCGAAUGGACAAUCUACAAAGUACUAAUUUUUUGUAUCUGUUUCUGUCCUUAAUUAUUUUUGACCUUUUAUGCGCCCUCCUCCUUUAUACGUCCUCAUACGUAGCCUUUAUUAACUUAGUUGUAAUAUAGGCGUUUCUCGAAAAUGUGACUUUUGUCGAAAAUUAUUUAUUUUUAUCUCAGUAAAUAAUAUUUUCUUAACCAAACUUUGCUUUAUUUCUUUGGCACAUCGUUUAUUUUCCGCUAUCAGACUUUGGGAGCCGUAGUGUUUACCAAUUUUGCGUUAAAGGCGUUAACCUGUGUUAAUUCGUGACAUUUCAUGAGUUAGCACAGGUACUGUAUAUCUGUAGACUGCGCAGUCGAAGUUACGCAUAAAAUCCCAAACCUCGGACUUCUGUUCUAACAUUGCUUCUUACGCGUAGUCCGACCGCUACGUUGCAUUAAAAUCAAAACGUACCGGAGUUCUCUCCAAUGAAGGUCAUGAUCUUUUUAGCAUCCUCCUGGGUCACCUUAUCCAGAAGUUUCGAAAGGAGUUGAUGGUAGACAUUUGGAGCAAAUUUUAGCAGAGCGCCAAGCAAUGCUAAUACCAGAAAAGCAGCCUACAUGUCGAUUCACAAAAAUAGGAAUUAGUUCGUGGUAAAAUUUUGCGUGCCAAGCAUGCUAUUUGAAAAGCCUGUCAGUAGAUAAUCUGCAUUAACUAGCGCAAAAACGUCAGCAUAAAUCCUGGUCAUGUUAUUUAAGAAGAUGAAGCUGGUCCUCGGAAAUGCUUAGUUUUCUUAAAUCACACUAAGGAAUGUGGAGAAAAGCUACAAUAACUUAAGCAGCAGGUAGAUAACGUAUGAAUGAGCUACAGAACUGACAUUAAAAAGCUUAGUGUCGUACUUUAUACUUUCAUAAAGCUUUCGAAUUUAUACAAUUCGUGGGCUUUUCACUCGAAUACCUUCGUUUUUAUAAAAAAAACAACAUUGAUUGAAUGCAUCGUUCAUAGUAAUAGUAAAAUACGUACGGCAAGGACUCCGUUGAUUGUCGUAAUGACACAUUUUAAAAGUGAUCGGACGAGACAGCACAUAUUGCGGCGGCAACUCUUUUCUGAGGAAAUAAAUGCAAAAUGCUUUAAAAAAAGUUCAGUCAGUUAGAAUUGUUAAGAAGAAGACUUGCUAAUUAAUUUUAGGGUCCGGCAAACGUACUAUAAUCGUUCAAUGUACCUGGAGGUUUUUGUUGCGAUAAUCAGCAGUUAAUCGUUCUCAAUGACAGUCGAACGAAAAACCGACAUAUUUAGGUGAGGGUUGAUCACACCCACACUCCCAAACACACACACGCAGAUCAAACGCAACUAGAGAUUUUCACAGACGCACAUAAUUGGUGUGCGUUUAGUUCGAUGGUUUCACAUAACGCAAGAACCAAAGAGCAGCGAUCGUGCCGAUGACGCAAUAAAAGUUCAGUACUCGGUUGGUUAAUUGCGUACUUCUCAAGAUACCUCCUCAGGAUAAUCAUAGGCCACAAGCAACCCAUUCAGAGUCUGAAUCUAUAACAUUUGAAGCUAAUUAUAAUUUGAAGGGUUAUGUAACCCGUCUGUAAGUAAAUCCUCCUAUGGGUUGUCAAUGCACUAGAAUUUCCAGUAAUGAUUUAGUGCCUUCAAUAUAUUACUCAGAUGCCCAUCCAGUACUUGCACUACAGUGAGUGACCGAUCUUAUGAAAUGUUGUCUGGAAAUCGGAUACUAUUUGAUUAGGAAGGAUUACUUAAGCGUGGUGGCAAAACUGAUCUUCUUGCGGCAUAACUCCAUAACAUUUCGCACUAGACAGGACGUCGACUUUUGAAUUCACGACUUUUAAAUCUCCCGUAAAAACUGUAUUCGGUAAUAAAUGACUACUUAAAUAGCAUGCACUUUUCACAUUGAUUUUCGAUGGUCCGGCAAAUUCAAAUAUAUUUUUAGAAACCACAAACAAAAAUAUGCUUUCUUUCAGUCGUUUGAUAGAGAAUCACGACGUCUUUAUAUUUUAUGCUCGAAAAAGGGAUAAAAUUAGGUUGUGAAAAAGUUUCUAAUUAUGAGAUUAUUCAAGGCCGUGCAAUGUCAAUUCAUACAGAAUCGUACCUGUCCGUUUACUAAUGCUCCUCAUGAAAUUUACAACACAGUCCGGAUCCAUUGCAGAAUUUUAUGGAUCCUAUAUGGUGUCAUUUUAAAGGCAUAGGAGACUAUGUGAUUUUCUUUACGCGAAACGCAUGCACCUUGUAGACUGAAAUCAAUUAGUGCUAAUGCAAUGGCUGAUCAGGCUCCAAAUUAUUCAAAUUAUUCAAAACCCAAUUAUACUCUUUUUGGAGUAUAAAAUAAAGAGACGAUGUUAUUCUUUAUCAAGCGACUGAAAAAAGCGUACUUUUUUCGGGGUUUCUAUAAAAUAUAUUUGAAUUUUCAAGACCAUCGAAAAUCAUUGUAAAAAAGGCAUGCUACUUAAGCAGUCAUAUUUUUACCGAGUACGGUUUCUACAGAAGAUUAACAUGUGGGGCAUUCAGAAGCUGACAUCCUGCCGAGUCCGAAAUAUAUUAGGACUAUGUCCCAUGAUAAUGGAUGUUUCAACCCGCCUAAGUAAGCCUUCCUAAUCGAAAACACAUUUCAGAAUUACAGCCAACAUUUCAUGAGAUUGGCCAAUCACUGUAGAUUAAUGCACACGCGCAUUUCGCACAAAUGAUGGUACGGGAUGUGCCCAAUAACAAAUAUCAGCCUCGUUAGAUCGGAGUGGUGACUUUAGAGUGAAUUACUUAUAGUGAGGCAGGCUUUCGCAGCAUCGUCCGCACCCUUAUAUACGCUCUCGACUUGUCCUAAUCAAACCGACUGGGAAUGAGAUUUGAAGUAAACCACAAACACACAGCUUAGCCCAUAAGGCUCCAUAGGGGCCAGGCUCGGACCUCAUUUAAGUAAGAAUGGCAUUCGCUCAGCAGUAUUGCUGCCAUAACAAAGUCUGAGUGCUCGAUGGAUGGCCUCUUAUUCAUAUGGCUCCAUUCUCCGGCAGCACAUGGUAAUAAGUACCACCGGGUGAUGCAAAAGUUCGAUCGUUGAUUCCGAUGACGUCCACCGUGUCCUCCACAACAAGGUGAGGCAGGGACGGUGACUUGCGCGUGAAUUAGUUUAUAGUGAAUGUAGACUUGUGCUGUAUCUACCGCACUUUUCCUCCCCACUCCGCACCGGAACCCGGUGUCAAGACAGAGUCGAGGAGACCGGAGGCGGGGGAGGGCGCAGUUGGCUGACACGGUCCAGCCCGCACCUAGAUGCGCCAACACGUCCCCUCGUCUACAACAUACACUUGAUCAGGACUUUUCAACAACAGAAACAACACCCCAACAGUUGGUAGAAGACCGAGGAUAAUGACUAGGCAGCCAGGCCCACCACCUUUAUGCCCAAUGAGAGCGCAAGCGCAUCUGUGGGCAGGGAUCCAGUUGGUGGGGAAUUGCCAGCGCAUACCAGGCUGCGAGGGCCGUAUUUUGCUGAUCAUAGCAUAGCACACUCUUUCAGGCCUUUUGACAAUCGGGUGAUGUUGGUGACAAUGCCUUGUAUUCCAGGAGACUUAAGGUUUGGGUUAGGAUUAAUUUUGAAAUAAGGACAUGGAAAAUAGGGGUUCGUUCUGGGAGUUAGCGCAAGACCGUUUGUAUCACUAGGCGGGCUUUCCGAUUCCCAUGUGAUUCGGACAGCGACAUAUAAAAGAUCCCUACCCGUCUCUUCAUUAACACGCCGGUGAAUGAUGCUUGGAUUACUCUAACGGCUUCUCCUUUGCUGGGUAGUCAUUAUUGUAGGAGCCUUAGUUCUGCAUACCGUUGGUAUUUGCAGACUGCUCUAAUUGAUUGCUUAGUCUGGAGUGGCGGUAUCUGAAAACCAGGGGUGGAUCCGGGUUAAAGAUGGAGACACGAUCUCUGGAACAAGAGCUUCAUUAGUCUGACGUUUCGGAUUCCUGCUCGAAUCCAUCAUCAGAGACAACAGUAGAUACGGGUGCUUCAUGCACAAGGGGCUGCAGUACUUAUAGGAAGUAGUCGUCAUCCUACCGCAUAUCUAUGAAUAUUCACGGCUCCCUCUUCCUCAGGGGUCGUUGCAGUUGGUGUGCUAAUUGUUUGAGGGCCGACAUUGGAGUCGUUAAUUGCUGCAAUUUCAUCACGUGCGUUAGAUGUUGGUGUGAUGAUGGCUCGACCACCUGACGCACCAACCCUGGAGUUGGGAAAAGUGUCAACUUGUGCGCUCCCUGUGUGACCAAUUACUCCGCUUAGGCGGUCUCAGUAUGAAAGGGGAAGGUUAUUGCACUUGUUAAUGGACCGGGGUCAGUACACCAUGAUUCAAGUAGCUCCCGGCUCACGCGGUUGACACCUCUUGCAAGAAUUUUGGCCUCGUCGAAUUUGAAUGUGCGGCCGGAUCUCAUCGAACGAGCCACAACUUCAGAGCUGGCGUCAUUUCUCCGCACGGCUGCAGCGUGUUCGGCCAUUCUCGUUCGGAGCUGUCUUCCGGUUUCUCCGAACUGGCUGUCCUUUUACAGUCUCCGCUUGCUUGCUUAAUCAUCAAUAUACAGUAGAUGUGCUAACUCAUGAAAUGUCAUGGUCGACAUUCGCGCCGUUAAUUGCUGGUGUUGGGAAAAGUGUUCAUUUGUGCGCUCCCCGCGUGACUAAUUAAUCCGCCUAGGCGAAGUCUCAGCACCGAGUAUCGAAAGGGAAGGUCACUGCACUUGUUAAUUGACGGGGGGACAGUAAACUAUGAUUCAGGUAACUCCCGACUCCGCAAUUUCUCCAAAGCAACUACGUCGGAGAAACCGGAAGACGGAUCCGAACGAGAAUGGCCGAACACGCUACAGUGGUGCGGAGAAAUGACGCCAACUCUCAAGUUGCGGCUCAUUCGAAGAGAUGCAUGCCACACACUCAAAUUCGACGAGGCCGAAAUUCUCAUAAGAGGUGACAACCGCGUGAGCCGGGAGCUACUCGAAUCAUGGUUUACUGGCCCCCGUCCAUUAACAAGUGCACUGACCUACCCCUUCGAUACUCGGUGCUGAGACUUUGCCUAGGCGGAGUAAUUAGCCACGCGGGUAGCGCACAAGUGAACACUUUUCCCAACACCAGUGUCGGUGGAUCAGCUGGUCGGGCAAUCAUCACACCAAUACCCAACGCACGUGAUGAAAUUGUAGCAAUUACGAAGCGAAUGCCGGCCAUCAAACAAUUAGCACACCAACUGCAACGAUCGCUGAUUAACGGAGGGGGGAGUCGCGAAUAUUUAUAGGUAUGCGGUAGGAUGACGACUACUUCCUAUAAGUACUGUGGCCCCCUGUGCAUGAAUCAUCCGUAUCUGCUUUUGUCUCUGAUGAUUUGUUUAAGCAGGAAUCCUUAACUUCAGUCUAAUAAAGCUAUUGUCCCAGCGAUCGUGUUUCCUUCUUAAAGACUGCUUUCUGGGACUCGUCUCUUCGCUUCUAUUGGUAGUUCUGGGUGUCAAAGCUGUUGACGAUACUGACAUCGAGGACGCCAUUAAUGUCUUAUGCCCUGCCAACUUCACCUUGAUGGAUUCAAAUAUACUAACAUGAGCUGGUAUGCCUAAGGGUUGAUGGCAGGAUGUCGGCCGGCGUUGGAUGCUGGUGUCUGAGUCCUCAGUAUCUCUCUGGUUGUAAUGUCUUUCGCUCUCUGCAGCAUACUGUCGCCCAUGACGGCAUAUUUGCUAUUUAUUCAACGUCGUACCAUUAGUGGAGGAGUGUCCAUUCGUUCUGCUGUCGUAGUUGGCAUCCCACUUGCAGCCAAAGAGACAGUGCUUGCUUCAUGCUAACUGCAUCUAAUUCGUUAAACUGCACGUGACCCCCAACUUUUUUGGGUUGGAUACCUCCAGAAAGGAGGGGGAAUCAUGACGUAAACAUGCGCGGAGAAACCUCUGUGGGUGGCAAUAUAAAUCCUAAGGCUUGCGUUGACGAGAUGUAGUUUAGUGGCCCCACUCCCAGCGCCUGUCAUAACGCUGGGACCCUCCUGACUGUUUGCAAGUGCGCGCCAGGACUGUUGGGCAUUCGCCUACUCAGCUCUCCAUCUGGCCAAUCAGAUUCAAGGUCGAGUCAGACGUGCCCUGGCUCAAGACACAGUGACGCAUUUCCUGGCACACACACUUGAGACGCCACUCUCCCAGAACCGGAGCACUUUCUCCUGGCUGCCAACCCUUUCCGAUCCCCUCUCAAUUUGCCCCGUACAGAAUAUGAAGCCCUCCUAUCUAGCACAAAUCGUCUACUUAUGCGCAGAUACACCCUUUUCUUCUGCUGUCUCUGAUAAUGGAUUCAAGUGAGAAUUCGAACCGUCAGGCGAAUAAAGACCUUGUUCCAGCGAUCGCUUCUUCUUCUGAUCACCAGUCGUCUCUUUCCAUUUGGUACCGGGCCUGGGGGUAGUGGUAUCCAGGGUCACACUCGCGACUUAGACCUCCUCGAUAGAAGAAAUAAAGUCACGCAAUCGCCUAUUUAGAAGUAAUUUUCCGCAGUUACAGUCAACUCCGCACCUCGUACUCAUGGUUUCAGUACAACUUUAGUGACCAAUGGUAGACCGUGAGGAGAAGAGCCACACAGCAGGACUCCAGCAUUGAUUAACACGGAUUUGACAGAAGUCGGAUUUGGACCGUUUUAACCGGUAAUUACCGAUUUGCCGAGUCCUAGAACACUGUCACAGUCACUUAUAACAAACCCCUGUCAGUUCUGUCGAUCUUAGUGUAGCUUUUGCCUGUUCCUCUUAGACUUUGGAACGGUCAUACAAACUUCGUUAUAGUAUUACCGACAAAGACAAGGGAGACUGGAAUGGCCAUUUCUGGCUUAUUAGCCGUCGUCAGCCAGCCAUACCCAAGCCCGAAGUGUGGAACACCCGAGCCUCGAACUCGCGACCUGUUGGUUUAGAAGUCAACGCCUCUACUCACCGGGCCACGAGCCCGUUGCCUUGUCGGCCUUGGCCUUCGUUAUUUAUACUUGGAGAGGCAUAUACAAAUUCGUCGGCGUUUUGAGUAAACCAAGGCCAGAAUGGGCGAUGGCGGCCGGGAACUGAAGGCUACCUGACAGAUCGACCUAUGAUACCGCACGAGGUGUCAAUAGUGAGACAGGUAGACUGAUGCCACUGGUUUGGACCUACUUUACUUAAGUCAGCCAACCACAGUCCUGAAAAUCCUCACAGAACAUCUGUAUCAUUCCCUCGGUAUCUCUACCGUUUCACCUCUGAUUGCAGGGCUUAACAGAGUUCGGUUGUUGGAGAUUUGCCUGUUUGUGACCUCUGUCAUUCAUUCGGAACUUGCCUGCUGUGGGAAACUAACGGGAAAGUGUGCGCAUGUGAACGUAUGCAGCAAUCUAAAGAUCUGAAUUGACGUAGCGUAGGCUCAUUAAUUAGAGAUUGUGGUCGCCGAGAGGUUAUGUGUGGUGUGGUUAAUGCAUAAAAAACCUGCAACGUUUCUGUAUCUAGCUGCCCGGAUUUAUGCCAUCACGUGUGAUUUUGUCACGGAAAGCAUUACGGGGGCGACAGUCAAUGUGAAUGACCUCAGUGUGUGAUACCUUUGAUGUCACACCCAGCGUCUAACAGAGGCAUGUUCAUUCUCCAAAUCUCUUUAAACGCAUCACUGAAUUGGCUCAAGCACAUGCUCCGACAGAUGACUCAAAUGUUGUGGUGCCCGACGACUUCCAACGGCGAAUAGCGCGUGAAUUAAAUAAUAUUAAUGGUGGACCUGCGCAAUGUCAACCGCGCUCUAUUCUCCUGGAACCGGUGUGAAGACAGAGUCGUGAAGAUCGGGUGCAGGAGAGGGCACAGGGAGCUGGCGCAACCAGACCCGCACCUUGGCGUACUACCAUACCCCUGGUUCAGAACAAACCCUUGAUCUGGUUUUUAACCAACAACAACCCCACAGAAGACGAAGAUGCGAUCACAGGAACAAGUCAUUUAUUGGCCUGACGUUUCGGAUUCUCACUCGAAUCUAUCAUCAGAGACAUUCGCAGAUAAAGGUGAUGGUGGCACAAGGAGUGCAGCAUGUAUAGCACAUGGCUGCCGCGGGACCAUAUGUGCAAUGUAAUUAACAGCUCUCGCCAUCACCGCUGGAGUCGCAAUUGAUGCGGUAGUGGCUUGUCAGUCCGAGUUCGAGUCGCUAAUGGCCGUGAUUUUGUCAUCCGUGCUGGAAGCUGGUGUGACGGUUGCUCGGCAAAUUGGCUCACUGUCACUGGAAUAAUUGCUCGCCCGCGCCCUCCACACCAGACUGAUUUCCCUGCCCCGGGGAAAAUAUCCGCACGAAAUAUGGUACCGGGAGGUCAUUGUGCUUGUUGAUGAAUUGGAGGCCUGUGAACCAUGACCAGAGAAGCUCGCGGCUAACGCAGUUGUCACCCCUUGCGAGGAUUUCGGCCCCAUGAAACUUGAAAAUAUGGCUGGGUCUCGUCGAAUGUGCCGCCACCUGAGAACUAGCGUCUCCACGCCUCACUGUUGCUGCGUGCUCGGCAAUUCGCCUACGGAGUAAUCUCCCAGUUUUUCCGACAUAGUUGCUUUGUCCGCAACUACACCAGAUCCGGUAAACGACUCCUGACGUUUCCUGCCGUGACAGUGGGUCUUUCGGCCUCAUAACUUGGCGCCUGAUGGUUGCUUCCGGCCUGUGUGAAACCCCAACUCCAAGUGGAAUGAAAAGACGACUGACGGCUUCCGAGACGUUUUUCAUAUACGGAAGAGCCUGCCAAAAUUUGGGGCCGGUUGGACUUGGUCUCUGGUGUUGUUUUCGUAUGCACUGGUCGCCAAAGUUGCGCAGGUAACCAUUGAAUCGCAUUACCCGUCGAAGAUAUUGGAAUUCGGCAACCUUGUCUUCCGGUUCACUACAGUGCGUCUCAACGCGCCCUUAUAUGGUCCCUACGCAACUGCGUUUGUGACUGAUCGGGUGGUUGCUGUUGAAGUUCAGUAUCUGCGUUGCAUUUGUCGCUUUCCUGAACACUUUGGUUUUCAUGCCAUCACAAUCUUUGCGGCAGACGAGGACAUCCAGGAAGGCCAGCUGGUUAUUUUCCUCCUCCUCCUCCUGCUCCUCCUCCUGCUCCUCCUACUCCUCCUCCUCCUCCUCCUCCCCUCCCCCUCCCACUCCCCCUCCCCCUCCCCCUCCUUCUCCUCGAUCGUAAAUUGA